CUCUGUGUGUAAUAUCUUAUGCUUUUAAAUUGAAACGACCAUUUUAAAGGCUGUUUUCAUGACGCGUCGCUGGCAUUAUUUGCAUUUAAGGGUCCAAUUAAAAUUUACGUUGUUGUCACAUUUACGAUAUGUUUUAUCUCACUUCAACAUAAAAUACUCAAGUUUUAAAUUUCAUUCCAUCUAAAUUGAAGACGAUAAGUGUGAGUCAUGCCAAAAUUAAGUUCUAGUAAAGAGAAUAUAAAAGUUAUUUCGAAAAAAAAUACUGGAAAAAAUAAACCAGAAACUAUUACUAAAGUUAAAAGAAAGAGAAAAUUAAAGGAAUCUGAAGCAACAAUGGGUUGUCUGUCAUCAAAAAAGUUAAAAACAGAAUCUAAAGACGAUGUAUCAGCAGGAAAUUUGACGAAACAAAAUGUAAAUACACAAUUACUAACAGAUGACUGGAAUCAUAUCAAUUAUGUUUCUCAUUCUACGAAUAUAUCUGAAUCUGUUACUAAAGUUAUUCUACAGUAUUUUGAUAAUGAUAAUACAAUUCCUUUCAUUGCGCGAUACAGAAAGAAUCAAAUAGGUGGAUUAGACGCAGAUAAAUUAAGAGAAGUUAAGGAAAGUUAUGAUAAAUCUAAAACAAUUAAACAUAAAGCUGAAACUAUUAUAAAAGCUAUUGAAAAGUCAGGAAAAGGAUCAUCAGAAAUUUAUAAUGCAAUUAAAUCAGCAAAGACCUUAAAUGAACUUGAAGAUAUUUAUGCUUUAUACAGAACUGGUUCCAAAAGAAAUUUAGCAGAUAAAGCUAGAGAGCUCGGAUUAGGUGGAGUAGCGGAAGCAGUGUUACGUGGUGAUAAGAUUCCUCACUUAAGAAGUCUAAUUGAUUCAGGUAGAGAAGGAUUAGAAAGUGAGGAUGAAAUCAAGGACGGUAUUAUUUGCAUCAUAGCAGAUAUCAUUUGUAAAGAUAAUAAGACUUUUGAAAAAAUCAAAGAACUAAGACAAAAAAUUCCUAUACAAUUAGAAACUAAGAAAUCUGUGAAAGCUAAUACGACUGAAAAUCCAGCUAAGAAAAAGAAAAAUGAUGACAAUAAAUAUGAAAUGUAUUAUAACUGGACAAACACAAAUAAAAAUAUUUAUCCUUAUCAAAUUUUAGCUAUUAAUAGAGCUGAAAAAGAAAAAGUUAUAUCUCUACAAGUGACAGUUCCUGAUAGCUUUGAGAUAACACUUAAAAAAUUUAUCUUGAAUAUAUUCAAAGCUGGUACGAAUGCAUCACCUUUUCAUAACAUACUCAUAAACAAUGGAUUUCGUCUUGCAUAUAAAAAAUCUAUAAAGCCAGCAAUUAUCAGAAGAACGAGAAGUGAAAUGAAUGAGCGAGCUGAAGAAGCAUCAACUGAAGUGUUUGCAAAAAAUGUCAAACAAUUACUUCUUACACAGCCUGUUCGUGGUAAAAAAAUUCUUGGGAUAGAUCCUGGAUUUGCUCAUGGAUGUAAGAUAGCUGUUAUAUCAGAGCAGGGCGAUGUGUUAGAUACUGCAACUAUUUACCCUCAUAAAGAAAAAGGCCAAAUAUUUCGUGACUGGAAAAAUGAAGCGACUGAAGUUCUCUCUGGUUUAAUUCAUAGACAUAAAAUAUCGACAAUAGCAUUAGGCAAUGCUACUGCCUGUCGAGAAACUGAAGAAUUUCUUUCUAAUCUCAUUAAUUCCAGAGCAUUUGGCGAUGAAAAUAUUUUAUAUGCUAUUGUUAAUGAAGCUGGGGCUUCAACAUAUAGUUGCACUACUGAAGCUAAAUGUGAAUUUCCAAAAUUAGAUUACAAUAUUAUAUCAGCAAUAUCAAUUGCUAGAAGGCUUCAGGAUCCACUUGCAGAGCUAGUUAAAGUUGAACCUAAACACCUGGGAGUAGGAAUGUAUCAGCACGAUAUGCCUGAGAAACAGUUAAUAUGUAAAUUGAAUGAAGUCGUGAUAGAAGUGGUAAGCUUCGUUGGUGUCGAUGUAAAUACUGCGUCACAGAGUCUCCUAAAGAGAGUUGCUGGUUUAUCUGAGACUAAAGCUACAAACAUUAUCGAAUGGAGAAAGAAGAAUGGGCCUUUUAUCAACAGAAAACAGCUGCUCAAAGUUAAAAAUAUCGGUAGUAAAACUUUUGAACAAUGCGCUGGAUUUAUCAGAAUUUUACCUGAAACUGCGAAAUCAACGAAACAAUCAAAGGAUUCACGAAAAAUCAAUUUUAAUUAUUUGGAUCAAACAUGGAUACAUCCAGAGUCAUAUAACAUCGCAAAUGCAUUCAUUCGAGCUGCGAAAGUUAAUAUAGCAGAUUUAGGUACCCGCAAUUUUAUUUCUGCUGUCAAUGUGUUCAUCGCUAAUAAAGGUUUCGACAAGUUAACUGAGUUAUUUAAUACUAAUGCAACAACACUGGAAAUAAUAUACAAAGGACUGACAAUGUCAAAAGGUGAAGACAUAAGAUUUCAGUAUAAGGCACCACUUUUUAGAAAAAGUUUACGAAGUAUUAAUGAUUUAAGUGUAGAAUCCGUACUUAGUGGCGAAGUACGAAAUAUUACAGAUUUUGGCGUAUUCAUUGAUAUUGGCGUCGAAAAAGAUGGACUUGUUCAUUGGAAAAAUUCAGAAGGAAAACUUCUUGUACUUGGUCAAAGAGUUAAUGUAAAAGUUAAUAGUAUUGAUAAAGAUCGUUACCGUAUUGGACUUGUUUUAGUUUGAAUUACGAAAAGAAAUGAUCGUUAGUUGUAAUGUGUUUAAGUGAAUUUUUUUACUAAAAAUUACCAUUAAUUAAGU
Molecule: messenger RNA, 2760 nt
Organism: Chelonus insularis
Lineage: Eukaryota; Metazoa; Arthropoda; Insecta; Hymenoptera; Braconidae
Product: S1 RNA-binding domain-containing protein 1
Exons: 3
Coding region: 208-2685 (825 amino acids)
Biological process (GO): nucleobase-containing compound metabolic process; translation
Molecular function (GO): structural constituent of ribosome; mRNA binding
Source: RefSeq, a predicted model, not a curated record